This is a messenger RNA of Mauremys reevesii (Reeves's turtle), 1180 nucleotides long. It is a transcript of the gene EGFL8, whose product is annotated as EGF like domain multiple 8. Bases 170 to 1030 code for a protein of 286 amino acids. The transcript is spliced from 9 exons. Gene Ontology annotation, cellular component: extracellular region; cell surface. Gene Ontology annotation, biological process: anatomical structure development. Gene Ontology annotation, molecular function: calcium ion binding; signaling receptor binding. NCBI's taxonomy places the organism in Eukaryota, Metazoa, Chordata, Testudines, Geoemydidae. The record is from RefSeq and is a predicted model, not a curated record.
UGGGGGGAGGGGAUUCCAGCCCCCCCAGGCCACAGGGAGGCUCCGGGCUCAGGCCGCCUCAGAGGCCAGGAGGAAGGAGCAGGGCCAGGCCCGGGGACCAGCAGAACAGGGAGCCCCUUUGGAAUCGCCCCCCCCCUUCUCUGAGCGCUGCGGCCGGAGCCCCCCCAAUAUGUCAGGGGUGCUGCCCACCCUUGUGGCUGUGCUGUGGGGGGGGAUCCUGGGGGCCGGGGGACAGGGAGCCAAGCCGGAGAGCCGGGGUGUCUGCGCCCGUCACACCCUGCGGGUCCCCCUGGUUUACAACGAGACCUUCACCGAGCCCCUGCACCAGCCCUACCUGACCCUGUGCCACGGGGGCCGCCUCUGCAGCACCUACAGGACCACGUACCGCGUGGCCGUGCGCCAGGUGAGCAGGGACGUGCUGCAGACCAGCGCCAUCUGCUGCCAGGGCUGGAAGAAGAGGCACGUGGGGGCCAACACCUGCGAGGAGGCCGUGUGCCACAAGCCCUGUCAGAACGGGGGCGUCUGCGCCAGCCCCAACCGGUGCCACUGCCGCCCUGGCUGGGGGGGGCGCUACUGCCACGUGGAUGUGGACGAAUGCCGCUCGCCCGCCCCCCUCUGCCCCCAGCGCUGCGUCAACACCCCGGGCAGCUACCAGUGCCAGUGUGACCCCGGGGCCGGCCUGGGGCCCGAUGGGACCCGCUGCCACCCACUGCCCACCGCCCCACUGCCCACCCCCCCAGUGCGGGGCCCCCCCGCCCCGGAGCGGCUGACCCGGCAGGUGCAGGAGCUGCAGCAGCAGAUGGAGAAGCUGGAGGAGCGCGUGGAGCGGGCCCUGGGGACCCUGCGCCGGCUGCUGCCGCCCCCCGUGGCCGAGCUGGGCCCCGCCGAGGUCGCCGAGCUCUGGAGCCGCCUCCGGUACCUGGACCGGCUGGACUCGCUCAGCGACCAGCUGCUGCUGCUGGAGGAGCGACUGGGGGCGUGCUCCUGCCAGGACGGGAGAAACGGGUUCGGAUACGAAGUGAACCGAUGACGCCCCCCCCCCCGCGCCCGGCGGAAAACUGACGGGGGGGGCAGGGCAUGGGGGGGGGUGUCCCCCCCCCGGCGAUUUAAAUCCUUGUUAACGCCUCUAAUUUAUGCCAGGACGUUGCUAAUUAGCGCAGGUGAAUUAAACAGUUAAUUG